AUGAAUUGCCUGGCACUUUCUUUGGGCUUCGGCUUCUUGUUUCCCACCCCUAAAACGUGGCUCUUUACUUAUUUUGCUUCCAUAUCGUGGGCUGACUCGCAGGGCCUUUUCCCAAGGCUGGAGAACGUGGCAGCUUUCAAGAAGGUUUCGGUGGUGCCAACCCAAGCGACGUGUGGACUCCCAGCCCGAAGCACCUUCUGUCAGAGCUCUGCCGCAGCUGAAGGCCUUCGGGUCUGUCCCCAGCGGUUCUGCAUUCAGGAUUGUCCUUACCGAUCGUCGCCCCCCACCUACACUGACCUCUUCUCAGCGGGCCUCAGCGGCUGCAUCACCGUAGACCGGCGUGAUCUGAGUCCCGAUGCCCACGGCCCUUCUGCAAGUUUCAUUUUUGGAAAUCACCAGAGUUGCUUUGCCUCUCCUCCUGCUGCCAGGUUGGCGGCAUCAUUUACUCUAGCUGUGUGGUUGAAACCCGAGCAAGAAGGUGUAAUGUGUGUUAUAGAGAAGACAGCGGAUGGGCAGAUUGUGUUCAAACUUACAAUAUCUGAGAAAGAGACCAUGUUUUAUUACCGCACAGUAAAUGGUUUGCAGCCUCCAAUGAAAGUAAUGACACUGGGGAGAAUUCUUGUGAAGAAAUGGAUUCAUCUUAGUGUGCAGGUACAUCAAACAAAAAUCAGUUUCUUCGUCAAUGGUUUGGAAGAGGAUAAUACAGCUUUUGAUUCAAGAACUCUAAGUGGUUCAAUUACAGAUUUUGCCUCUGGUACUAUGCAAAUAGGACAGAGCUUAAAUGGUUUAGAGCAAUUUGUUGGAAGAAUGCAAGAUUUUCGAUUAUACCAAGUGGCACUUACAAACAGAGAGAUUCAGGAAGUUUUCUCUGGAGAUCUGCCCAGAUUGCAUACCCAGUCACAUUGCCGUUGCCCUGGCAGCCACCCUCGGGUUCCUCGUUUGGAACAGCGAUACUGUGUUCCUAAUGAUGCAGAAGACACAACCAAUAAUAGGGUGUUACGGCUGAAUCCUGAAGCCCAUCCUCUUUCUUUUGUCAAUGAUAACAAUAUUGGUACUUCGUGGCUUUCCCGUGUGUUUACAAACAUGACCCAGCUUAAUCAAGGAGUGACUAUUUCAAUAGAUUUGGAAAAUGGACAGUAUCAGGUGUUUUACAUCAUCAUUCAGUUCUCUAGUCCACAACCAACAGCAAUAAGGAUUCAAAGGAAGAAAGACAACAGCCUAGACUGGGAGGAUUGGCAGUAUUUUGCUAGAAAUUGCAGCACUUUCGGAAUGGAAAACAAUGGAGAAUUGGAAAAUUCGGAUUCUGUCAACUGUCUUCAGCUUCCCAAUUUUACUCCAUAUUCCCGUGGUAAUGUCACCUUUAGCAUCCUAACACCUGGACCAAAUCAUCGUCCUGGAUACAAUAAUUUCUAUAAUACCCCAGCUCUUCAAGAGUUUGUAAAGGCCACACAAGUACGACUUCAUUUCCAUGGACAGUACCAUACAACUGAGACCUCUGUCAGCCCCAGACACAGAUACUACGGGGUCAAUGAAAUCACCAUCACUGGAAGGUGUCAGUGCCGUGGUCAUGCUGAUAACUGUGACACGAAAAGCCAGCCCUAUAGAUGCCUCUGCUCUCGGGAAAGUUUCACUGAAGGACUUCAUUGUGAUCACUGCCUGCCUCUUUAUAAUGACAAGCCUUUUCGCCAAAGUGAUCAAGUUCAUGCCUUCAAUUGUAAACCCUGUGAAUGCAACAGCCAUUCCAGAAGCUGCCACUACAACAUCUCAGUGGAUCCCUUUCCAUUUGAACACCACAGAGGAGGUGGAGGAGUUUGUGAUGACUGUGAGCAUAACACUACAGGGAGGAACUGUGAGCUGUGUAAGGAUUACUUUUUCCGACAAGUUGGUGCAGAUCCUUCAGCCAUAGAUGUUUGCAAACCCUGUGACUGCGAUAAAGUUGGCACUAAAAACAGUAGCUUCCUGUGUGAUCAGAUCGGAGGCCAGUGUAAUUGUAAGAGACAUGUGUCUGGCAGACAGUGCAAUCAGUGCCAGAACGGAUUCUACAACCUACAAGAGUGGGAUCCUGAUGGCUGCAUUCCGUGCAACUGUAAUGCCUCUGGGACAGUGGAUGGAGAUAUUACCUGUCACCCAAAUUCAGGCCAGUGCAAGUGCAAAGCAAAUGUUAUUGGGCUUAGAUGUGAUCAUUGCGAUUUUGGAUUUAAAUUUCUCCAAAGUGUUAAUGACGAUGGCUGUGAGCCCUGCCAGUGUAACCUCCACGGCUCAGUGAACAAACUCUGCAAUCCUCUUUCUGGGCAGUGUGAGUGCAAACAAGAAGUCAAAGGACUCCAGUGUGAUACCUGCAGAGAACACUUUUAUGGACUGGACACCACCGGUUGUAAGGCCUGUGACUGCAACGUAGCUGGGUCCCGGUCUGGGACCGUCUGUGAUGCUCGGACAGGACAGUGCAUCUGUAAUCCCAAUGUUGGAGGGAGACGAUGCAGUGAAUGUUUGGAGGGAUACUUCUACCUACAGCGAAACAACUCCUUCCUCUGUCUGCCUUGUAACUGUGAUAGGACUGGGACAGUAAAUGACUCUCUGCUGUGUGACAAAUCAACAGGACAGUGUCUCUGCAAAUUAGGAGUAACAGGUCUUCGCUGUGAUCAGUGUGAGCCUCACAGGUAUCAUCUGACGGUUGGCAAUUCUCAAGGCUGCCAGAUGUGUGAGUGUGACCCCUGGGGGACGUUACCUGGGACCAUUUGUGACCCAGUCAGUGGCCAGUGCCUAUGUUUGCCGCGUCGUCGAGGAAGAAGGUGUAAUCAGUGUCAACCAGGUUUUUAUAUUUCUCCAGGCAAUGCCACUGGCUGCCUGCCAUGUUCAUGCCACAAGACUGGUGCAGUUAAUCACAUCUGUAAUAGCUGGACUGGUCAGUGUGUUUGCCAAGAUGAUUCCAUUGCCGGGCAAAGUUGUGACCAUUGUAAAGACCUUUACUUUGGAUUUGAUCCUCUAGCUGGAAGAUGUCAGCCAUGCAGUUGUCAUCCCUCAGGAGCCUUGAAUGAAACCUGUCACUCAAUCACUGGCCAGUGUUUCUGUAAACGAUUUGUCACUGGCUCAAAAUGUGAUACUUGUGUUCCCAGUGCAAGCCAUUUGGAUAUCAACAAUCCAUUGGGCUGCAGCAAAACUCCAUCCCAGCAACCUCCACCCAGAGGAAAAGUUCAAAAUUCUUCUGCUAUCAGUGUUUCCUGGAGUCCACCUGAUUCUCCAAAUGCCCACUGGCUCACUUACAGUUUAUUCAGGGAUGGUUUUGAAAUCUACACAAUUGAAGAUCAAUACCCAUACAGUAUUCAGUACUUCUUAGACACUGCGCUGUCACCAUAUACCUCCUAUUCCUAUUACCUCAAGACCAGCAGCUUGAGUGGUUCAACAAGGAGUGCAGCUGUCACGUACAGGACAAAACCAGGGACCCCAGAGGGAAGCCUGAACUUAAGUUAUAUCAGUCCUAUUAGCUCAGACUCUGUGACACUUACCUGGGCUGUACCUUCAAAUCGUUCUGGUCCUAUCGAGAAAUAUAUUUUGUCCUGUGCUCCUCUAGAUGGCAUCCAGCCCUGUGUUCCCUAUGAAGGUCCUGAAACCACCGCUACCAUCUGGAAUCUGGUUCCAUUCACCAAAUACCGUUUUGCUGUACAGGCGUGUACUAGCGGGGGCUGUUUACACAGCACCCCUCUGACAGUGACCACAGCCCAGGCACCUCCCCGAAGGCUGGGUCCACCCAAGGUGCGGAAGAUCAGUUCCACAGAGCUUCACGUAGAAUGGGCUCCACCGAUGGAACCAAAUGGCAUAAUUAUAAGAUAUGAACUAUACAUGGAAAGACUGAGAUCUAAUGGAGAAACCAGGUCAGCAGAAAGUCGAGUUUUUCAGAGCAGUGGCUGGCUCGGUCCUUACCCACUUGCAGAAUCAGCCAGUGAAACUGCGUUAGAACCUCCCGAACCAACCACAAUCGUCACUGGCUUGGAGCCGUACACCAAGUACAAGUUUAGAGUCUUAGCUGUGAACAUGGCUGGGAGUGUGUCUUCUGCCUGGACCACAGGAAGAACGGGAGAAUCAGCGCCUGUAUUCAUGACCCCUCCUUCAGUCUCCGCCCUCUCACCAUACUCGCUCAAUGUGUCCUGGGAGAUGCCAGCAGAUAAUGUGACAAGAGGAAAAGUUGUGGGGUAUAACGUCAGUAUGGUUUCUGAACAAUCACCUCAACAAUCUAGUCCGGUGGUGUUUUCACAGGUGUUGUACACUGCUAAAUCCCAAGAACUGUCUUAUAUUGUAAAAGGACUACAACCUUAUAGGAUAUACAACUUUACUAUUUCUCUCUGCAAUUCAGUUGGUUGUAUAACCAGUGCUUCGGGAGGAGGACGGACUUUAGCAGCAGCACCAGCCCAACUGAGGCCACCUCUGGUUGAAGGAAUCAACAGUACAACCAUCCAUCUGAGGUGGCAGGCACCUGAAGAACAGAAUGGACCCUCUCCUACAUAUCAGCUGGAAAGGAGACAGGCAGCUCUACCAGCUCCAAGGGCCACAAUGAUGAAAGGAACUCGUUUCACAGGAAAUGGAUAUUAUAAAUUUCCCAGCUCCACUCACCCAUUCAAUACAGACUUUACCGGUAAUAUACCAAGAUUAUUAGAAUUUGGUGAAACAGUCCAAGGGUCUGCAGUAGAAGUUACCACAACUAAUGAUGAUGGUAAACAAUAUAGUGAUGGCAAAUGGCAUGAGAUAAUCGCGAUUAGGCAUCAGGAUUUCGGCCAAAUCACACUUGAUGGGCAAUAUACAGGCUCCUCGGCCACCCUGAAUGGUAGUACUGUUAUUGGAGAGAACACAGGAGUGUUUGUGGGAGGGCUGCCGCAGGGUUAUACCAUCCUCAGGAAGGAUUCUGACAUAAUCCGAAAGGGUUUUGUGGGCUGUCUCAAGGAUGUAUAUUUUAUGAAGAAUUAUAAUCCCUCUGCUGCUUGGGGGCGUCUGGUUUGGCAGAGUUCUGAAGAGCAAAUCAACGUGUAUAACAACUGGGAGGGAUGCCCCACUUCAUUACAAGAGGGAGCUCAGUUCCUAGGGACAGGGUUCCUGGAACUUUAUCCAUAUUUGUUUCAUGGUGGAAUGGACUUUGAAAUUUCCUUUAAGUUCAGAACUGACCAAUUGAAUGGAUUGCUUCUUUUCGUUUACAACAAAGAUGGACCUGAUUUUCUUGCUAUGGAACUGAAGAGUGGAAUAUUGAGCUUCCGGUUAAAUACUAGUCUUACCUUUACACAAGUGGAUCUCUGGCUGGGGCUGUCCUAUUGUGACGGAAGGUGGAAUAAAGUGAUCAUUAAAAAAAAAGGUUCCGUCCUAUCAACAAGCAUGAAUGAACUGAUGGAGCGCGUGUCAGAGUCCAGAGCUCAGCCACUGAUGGUGAAUUCCCCCGUCUAUGUGGGAGGAACCCCACAGGAGCUGCACGAGUCUUAUAAACACCUGAAGCUGGAACAAGGUUUCGGUGGUUGCAUGAAAGAUGUGCAGUUUGCACGGGGUGCUGUCGUUAACUUGGCAUCUGUGUCCAGCGGUGCUAUCAGAGUCAAUCUGGAUGGAUGCCUGUCAACUGACAGUGCCGUUAACUGCAGGGGAAAUGACUCCAUCCUGGUUUAUCGGGGAGAAGAGCAGAGCGUUUAUGAGAGUGGUCUCCAGCCUUUCACGGAAUACCUGUAUCGAGUCACAGCCUCCCACGAAGGAGGUUCAGUACCUAGCGACUGGAGUCGGGGCCGUACAACAGGAGCAGCUCCACAAAGUGUGCCAACUCCCUCAAGAGUCCGCAGCAUAAACGGCUAUAGCAUCGAGGUGACCUGGGAUGAACCUGUUGUGGUUAGAGGUGUAAUUGAGAAGUACAUUUUGAGAGCCUACAGUGAAGAUGCUGCCGGUCCGCCCCGCCUGCCCUCUGCCAGCUCUGAGCUUGUUGAUACCAGCACCUUCACAGGCAUAUUGACAGGCUUGCUACCCUUCAAAAACUAUGCAGUAACCCUAGCUGCUUGCACUUUGGCUGGCUGUACCGAGAGCUCGCACGCACUGAACGUCUCUACUCCACAAGAAGCACCACAAGAGGUUCAGCCACCAGUAGCCAAAUCCCUUCCCAAUUCUUUGUUACUCUCCUGGAAUCCACCCAAAAAGGCAAAUGGUAUUAUAACUCAGUACUCCUUAUAUAUGGAUGGGAUACUAAUCUAUUCAGGCAAUGGAGAGAACUACACAGUCACAGAUUUAGUGGCCUUUACGCCCCACCAGUUUCUACUCAGUGCUUGCACAUGUGUGGGAUGUACAAACAGUUCCGUGGUCAUACUGUACACGGCACAGCUGCCACCAGACCAUGUGGAUCCCCCAAUUCUGACCGUCCUGGAUUCUAGAACUAUAUCCGUACAGUGGAAACAACCAAGAAAAGUAAACGGAAUUCUAGAGCGCUAUGUACUAUAUAUUUCAAAUCACACGCAUGAUUUUACAAUUUGGGAUGUCAUCUAUAAUAGUACAGAACUUUUUCAGGAUCAUGUGCUGCAGUACCUUUUCCCUGGUAAUAAAUACUUCGUCAAGCUGGGAGCUUGCACCGGGGGUGGAUGCACGGUGAGUGAGGCCAGCCAGGCCCUGACUGAGGAGAGGGCCCCCGAAGGCGUGCCAGCCCCCAGAGUGCACCCGGAUUCACCUCACUCCUUUAACAUCUCCUGGACUGAGCCUGAAUAUCCAAAUGGUGUUAUCACAAGUUACGGACUAUAUCUAGAUGGUAUAUUAAUUCACAAUUCCUCAGAACUCAGCUGUCAUGCUUCUGGAUUUGCUCCUUGGAGCUUACAUUCCUUCAGAGUCCAAGCCUGCACGGCCAAAGGUUGUGCUCUGGGCCCACCGGUGGAAAAUCGAACUCUAGAAGCUCCUCCUGAAGGAACAGUAAAUGUGUCUGUCAAAACAGAAGGAUCCCAAAAGGCCCAUGUGAGAUGGGAAGCACCUUUUCACCCUAAUGGACAAUUAACGUACUCAGUCCUUUUUACUGGCGCUUUCUAUGCUGACCAAGCAGACGACAACUACACUCUUCUGAAUGGCACACAAGUCAUGUACAGUGGUGAAGAGACCAGCCUUUCGGUGCUCAUCGAUGGGUUGGUUCCUUUUACUAACUAUACAGUACAAGUGAAUGUUUCAAAUAGCCAAGGCAGCUUGAUAAGUGAUCCCGUAAUGAUUUCAAUGCCGCCAGGGGCUCCAGAUGGCGUGCUGCCUCCGAGGCUUUCAUCUGCCACUCCAACCAGUCUUCAGGUUGUCUGGUCUACACCAGCUCGGAACAACGCCCCCGGCUCUCCCAGAUACCAACUCCAGAUGAGGCCCGGCAACUCCACCCACUGGUUUCUAGAGUUGUUUUCCGGUCCUUCUGCAUCGUUAAGCUAUGAAGCGAGAGAUCUCCAACCGUACACAGAGUACGAAUUUCGGUUGGUGGUCUCCAAUGGAUUUGGCAGUGCACAUAGUUCUUGGAUUCUGUUCAUCACCGCAGAGGACAAACCUGGACCUAUAGACCCUCCGAUUCUUCGGGAUGUGAAGUCAAGAAUGAUGUUGGUCACCUGGCAGCAUCCUUUAAAGCACAAUGGGAUCAUUACCCAUUAUAACAUUCACCAACAUGGCCGUCUCUGCUUAAAAACUUCUGGAAAUGUCACUAAUGGCACAGUGGUCCAUUUGCACCCAUAUACAGCCUACACAUUUCAAGUAGAAGCUUGUACUUCAAAAGGGUGUUCCCUGUCACCAGAGUCUCAGACUGUAUGGACACUCCCAGACGCACCAGAAGGUAUCCCGAGACCAGAGUUGUUCUCCGAUACCCCAACGUCCGUGAUUAUAUCUUGGCAACCCCCCACCCAUCCCAACGGCUUGGUGGAGAACUUCACAAUCGAGAGAAGAGUCGAAGGGAAGGAAGAAGCUACUACCCUGGUGACUUUCCCGAGAGGUCAUCCCAUGAGGUUUAUCGACAAGACUUCUGCUCUUAGCCCAUGGACAAAAUAUGAGUAUCGGGUCCUGGUGAGCACUCUUGGAGGAGGUACAAACAGCAGCGCUUGGGCAGAAGUGACCACGAGACCCUCACGACCUGCUGGGGUGCAGCCCCCCGUGGUGGAUGUGCUAGGACCCGACGCAGCCAAGGUCACUUGGAGAGCCCCACUUAUCCUGAAUGGAGACAUCCUUACCUACGAGAUCCGCAUGCCUGACCCUCACAUCACGAUCACCAACGUUACUUCCUCUGUGUUCAGUCACGUCGUUACUCAUCUGAUUCCUUUCACUAAUUAUUCUGUUACCAUUGUGGCUUGCUCAGGGGGUAAUGGGCAUCUAGGGGGGUGCACAGAGAGUUUCCCUACCCAUGUGACCACGCAUCCCACCCUGCCUCAGGGUCUUAGCCCGUUGUCCGUGGUCCCACUGAGUGAAUCGUAUGUUGGCAUUUCUUGGCAGCCACCAACCAGGCCAAACGGACCCAAUUUGAGAUAUGAGCUUCUGAGAUGUAAAAUCCAGCAACCACUUGCAUCAAAUCCCCCAGAAGAUUUAAAUCUGUGCCACAAUAUUUAUUCAGGAACUCAGUGGUUUUAUGAAGAUAAGGGUCUUAGCAGGUUUACAACGUAUGCGUAUAAGGUCUUUGUACACAACAGUGUGGGUUUUACACCAAGUCAAGAAGCAACUGUGACCACGUUAGCCGGGCUUCCGGAGAGAGGAGCUAACCUCACUGCGAUUGUUCUCAACCACACGGCCAUAGACGUGAGAUGGGCUAAACCAACUUUUCAAGACCUACAAGGUGAUGUUGAAUAUUAUACACUUUUUUGGAGUUCUGCUACCGCCAAUGAAUCUCGAAAACUCCUCCCAGAUGUAAACUCUCAUGUCAUUGGCCACUUAAAUCCAAACACAGAGUAUCGGAUUUUUAUCUCUGUUUUCAACGGAGUCGCCAGCAUUAACAGUGAAGUGCUGCAUGCAACCACUUGCGACGGCGAGCCUCAGGGCAUGCUUCCUCCAGAGGUUGUCAUCAUCAACAGUACAGCUGUACGUGUCAUCUGGACAGCUCCUUCAAACCCAAAUGGUGUUGUCACUGAAUAUUCUGUCUAUGUAAAUAAUCAGCUCUACAAGACUGGAAUAAAUGUGCCUGGGUCUUUCAUUCUGAGAGACCUGUCUCCCUUAAUGAUCUAUGACAUUCAGGUUGAAGCCUGCACAAAAUAUGCCUGUGUGAAAAGCAAUGGAACCCAAAUCACCACCAUGGAAGAUAGUCCAAGUGAUAUACCAGCUCCCACAAUUCAUGGCAUCACUUCAAGAUCCCUUCAGAUUGAUUGGAUGUCUCCAGGGAAGCCAAAUGGCAUCAUUCUGGGUUAUGAUCUCUUACGGAAAACAUGGCGUUCAUGCCUUAAAACCCAGAAGUCAGUGAAGGACCACAGUCAUGAACUCUGCAGAGCAGUGAAGUGUCAAAAACCUGAAACUAUCUGUGGACCCAGGUGCUACUCCCCUGAGGCUAAGGUGUGUUGUAAUGGAGUUCUCUACGACACCCAGCCUGGACACCGCUGUUGUGAAGAGAAGUACAUCGCAUUUGUUUUGAACUCAACUGGAGUUUGUUGUGGUGGCCGAAUACAAGAGGGACAACCGAAUCAUCAGUGCUGCUCAGGGUAUUACGUUAGGAUUCUACCAGGUGAAGUAUGCUGUCCAGAUGAACAGCACAAUCGGGUUUCCACUGGCCUCGGCGACUCCUGCUGUGGCAGACUGCCAUACUCCACCUCCGGAAACCAGAUUUGCUGUGCUGGGAGGCUCCAUGAUGGCCAUGACCAGCAGUGCUGUGGUGGACAGAUUGUGAGCAAAGAUUUCGAGUGCUGUGGGGGAGAGGAACAGGGUGUGGUGUACAGUCGCCUUCCAGGGAUGUUCUGCUGUGGGCAGGAUUAUAUGAAUAUGUCAGAUACCACAUGCUGCUCUGCUUCCAGUGGAGAAUCUAAAGCACAUGUUAAAAAGAAUGACCCAGUGCCAGUAAAAUGCUGUGAGACUGAACUUAUUCCAAAGAGCCAGAAAUGCUGUAAUGGAGUUGGAUAUAAUCCUUUGAAAUAUGUUUGCUCUGACAAGAUUUCAACUGGAAUGAUGAUGAAGGAAACCAAAGUCUGCGGGACCGUCUGCCCGGCGUCUAUGGAAGCCACAGCGCACUGCGGCAGGUGUGACUUCAACUUUACCAGUCACGUUUGUACUGUGAUAAGAGGAUCUCACAAUUCCAUCGGGAAGGAAUCAGUCGAAGAAAUGUGCUCAUCUGCUGAAGAGCCUGUUCAUAUGGGAAGUGUAAACACACUCUCCUUCACAGAUGUGAACCUGGAGCCCUACAUGACAUACGAGUAUAGGAUUUCUGCGUGGAAUAGCUAUGGGCGAGGAUUCAGCAAGGCUGUUAGGGCCACAACAAAAGAAGAUGUGCCUGAGGGAGUGAGCCCCCCCAGGUGGACCAAAAUGGAUCAUCUUGAUGAUGUAAUAGUCCUCAACUGGAAGAAGCCUAUACAAUCAAAUGGUCCUAUUAUUUACUACAUUCUUCUCCGAGAUGGAAUUGAACGUUUUCGAGGAACAUCGUUGAGCUUCUCUGAUACGAAAGGAAUUCAACCUUUUAUGGAAUAUUCAUACCAGCUGAAAGCUUGCACGGUUGCUGGCUGUGCCACCAGCAGCAAGGUCGUUGCAGCUACAACCCAAGGAGUUCCGCAGAGCAUCCCUCCGCCAAGAAUCGUGGCCCCCAGUGCGGAGACUCUGCAUGUGAGCUGGGAUGUCCCUCCUAAGCCAAACGGUGUCAUUAAAGAGUACCAGCUCUGGCAGGUUGGGAAAGGUCUCAUCUACACUGACACCGCUGACAGGAGGCAGCAUACGGUCACAGGUCUGCAGCCAUACACCAACUACAGCUUCACACUUAGAGCUUGUACAUCUGCUGGAUGCACUUCAAGUGAGCCUUUUCUAGGUCAGACUCUGCAGGCAGCCCCUCAAGGAGUUUGGGUGACACCUCGACACAUUAUCAUCAAUUCUACAACAGUGGAAUUAUAUUGGAGUCUGCCGGAAAAGCCCAAUGGCCUCAUUUCUCAAUAUCAAUUGAGUCGUAAUGGAAGCUUGGUUUUCCUGGGGGGCAGUGAGGAGCAGAACUUCACUGAUAAAAACCUGGAGCCCAACAGCAGGUACAUUUAUAAGCUGGAAGCCACUACUGAAGGUGGCAGCAGUCCCAGUAAUGAGUACAUUAUACAGACACCUAUAUUAACACCAGAAGAAAUCCCACCUCCAUAUAACAUCACAGUAAUUGGGCCUGAUUCCAUAUAUGUAGCUUGGACCCCACCAGGGAUCCUCACCCCCAAAAUACCUGUGGAGUACAAUGUCUUACUCAACGCUGGAAGUGUAGCACCUCUGAUCUUCUCUGCUGGUCAUCAUCAGUCCAUCCUUCUGGAAAAUUUGACUCCAUCCACACAGUAUGAGACAAGGAUACAAGCAUGUCAAAAUGGAGGUUGUGGAGUUAGCAGUAGGAUAUUUGUCAAAACAGCUGAAGGAGCCCCCAUGGAUCUAAAUUCUCCUGUUCUUAAGGCACUGGGAUCAGCUUGCAUAAUGGUUAAAUGGACGCCACCUAAAAAACCAAAUGGAGUCAUCAUCAACUACUUUAUUCACAGACGUCCUGCUGGCCUUGAAGAGGAAUCCCUUUUGUUUGUCUGGUCAGAAGGAGCCCUUGAAUUUAUUGACAAUGCAGAUACUUUGAGACCUUUCACGCUCUAUGAAUAUCGGGUCAGAGCCCGUAACUCCAGGGGCACUGUGGAGAGUCUGUGGUCAUCAGCACGGACUCUAGAAGCCCCACCUCAAGAUCUGCCAGCGCCCUGGGCUCAAGCCACUGGUGCUCAUUCAGUUCUACUGAACUGGACGAAGCCAGAAUCUCCCAAUGGCAUUAUCUCCCAGUACCGUGUGGUCUACCAAGAGAGAACCGAUGACCCGACGUUGAACUUCUCUGUUGUGCACGCUUUCACCGUGACGGGGACGAGCCAUCAAGCCCACCUGUUCGGCUUAGAACCCUUCACCGCAUAUCACAUUAGUGUUGUGGCCACAAACCGGGCGGGAGAAGUUUCAAGCCCCUGGACUCUAGUUCGAACCCUAGAAUCUUCCCCCAGUGGACUGAGCUACUUUACGGUGGAGCAGAAGGAGAACGGCCGGGCAUUGCUACUGCGGUGGUCAGAGCCUGUAAGAACCAAUGGUGUGAUUAAGACGUACAAAGUCUUCAGUGAUGGUGUCUUGGAGUACGCCGGCCUGAAUCGUCAAUUUCUCUUCCGACGCCUGGACCCCUUCACGCUCUACACGCUGACGCUGGAGGCCUGCACCAGGGCGGGCUGUGCACACUCGGCACCCCAGCCUCUGUGGACAGAAGAAGCCGCACCCCAGUCUCAGCUGGCUCCCACCAUCCAGUCUGUGGGGUCCACCAGCGUUGAGCUGAGCUGGUCAGAGCCCGUUAACCCAAACGGAAAGAUAAUUCGCUAUGAAGUGAUUCGCAGAUGCUUCGAGGGAAUAGCUUGGGGGAAUCAGACAAUCCAGGACGAUGAGAAAAUUGUUUUCACAGAAUAUGAUACUGAAAGGAAUACAUUUAUGUAUAAUGACACAGGUCUGCGGCCAUGGAUGCAGUGUGAAUAUAAAAUCCACACUUGGAAUUCAGCAGGCCAUACCUGCAGCUCUUGGAGUGUGGUAAGGACCAGGCAAGCACUUCCAGAAGGCCUCUCUCCACCUGAGAUAGCCCAGGUGUCUGUGAAUCCCCCCAAACUGAUGAUUUCCUGGAUCCCACCAGCACAGCCUAAUGGCAUUAUCCAGUCCUAUAGGCUUCAAAGGAACGGGGUGCUCUAUCCUUUCAGCUUCGAUGCUGAGACUUUCAAUUAUACGGAUGAAGCGCUGCUUCCUUUUUCCACGUACAGGUAUGUAGUCACAGCCUGCACCAGUGAGGGCUGUUCCACUAGCACACCUACCAGCAUCACAACCCUUGAGGCUGCCCCUGCAGGGGUCAGCCCUCCAGCUCUUUGGACCAUCAGUGCCACUCAAAUAAAUGCAUCUUGGUCACCGCCAUCAAUUCAAAAUGGAGAGAUCACUCAGUAUUUACUCAGAUUGGAUGGUAAGGAGUACCUUGCUGGGCAGAACCUGUCCCUGUUGGUUUCCCACCUGCAGCCUUCCACGCAGUAUAAUCUCUCCCUAGUGGCCUGCACCAAUGGCGGUUGCACAGCUAGUGUGGCAGAGUCUGCCUGGACAAUGGAGGCCCCGCCACAAAACAUGGACCCUCCAAAACUACAAGUCACGGGCUCAGAAUCCAUAGAAAUCACCUGGAAACCGCCAGGAACCCCAAAUGGCCAGAUCAGAAGCUAUGAACUUAGGAGGGACGGAACCAUUGUCUAUACCGGCCUGGAAACUCGCUAUCAUGAUUUUACUCUCGCCCCAGGUGUGGAGUAUGGCUACACAGUGAUGGCCAACAACAGCCAAGGGGGUGUUCUGAGUCCACUUGUCAAAGAUCGAACCAGCCCCUCAGCGCCUUCAGGGAUGGAGCCUCCAAAAUUGCUGGCCAAGGGCCCUCAGGACAUCUUAGUGAGCUGGGACCCUCCAGUAAGGACAAACGGUCAUAUCGUCAACUACACCCUCUUCAUCCGUGAGCUGUUUGAAAGAGAAACAAAAAUCGUACACGUAAACACAACUCAUAAUUCUUUUGGUACACGGUCAUUCAUAGUAAACCAGCUGAAGCCGUUUCACAGGUAUGAAGUUCGAAUUCAAGCCUGCACCAGGCUGGGAUGUGCAUCAGGUGACUGGACAUCCAUACAGACCCCUGAGGUUGCACCUCGGAUGCAACCGCCUCCACAUCUAGAGGUCCAGACGGCUCCAGGGGGAUUCCAGCCCAUGGUUUCCCUUCUGUGGACAGGACCACUGCAGCCAAAUGGACAGGUUUUAUAUUAUGAAUUGUACAGAAGACAAAUAGCAGCUGAGCCUGGAAAAUCAAACCCAGUGCUAACCUAUAAUGGAAGCUCAAGCUCUUUUAUGGACAUGGAACUACUGCCUUUCACAGAGUAUGAAUACCAGGUCUGGGCCGUGAAUUCAGCAGGAAAAGCCUCCAGUAGCUGGACGCGGUGUAGAACUGGACCCGCCCCCCCGGAAGGUCUCAGGGCCCCCAAGUUCCAUGCCGUCUCUGCCACCCAAGCAGUGGUCAACAUCAGCGCCCCGCAGAAGCCCAACGGGAUUGUCAGUCUCUACAGAUUGUUCUCCAACGAUACCAGCGGGGCCCAGACGGUGCUGGCUGAAGGCCUGGCCACCCAGCAGACGCUUCAUGGCCUGCAGCCCUUCACGACCUACUCCAUUGGGGUGGAGGCCUGUACCUGCUUCAAUUGUUGCAGCCAAGGGCCAACAGCAGAGCUGAGAACUCCUUCUGCUCCGCCAUCAGGACUGUCCUGUCCCCAGAUCCAGACACUGGCCUCGAGGACAGCCUCCUUCCAGUGGAGUCCCCCGCUGUUCCCCAACGGCGUCAUUCAAAGCUAUGAGCUCCAGCUCUACAUGGCCUGCCCCCCGGAUUCAGCCACCCCCUGUACUCCUAGCCAAACCGAGACAAAGUACGCUGGGCCAGGGCUGAGAGCCAGCCUCGGGGGUCUCCAGCCCUACACCACCUACAAGCUGAGGGUGGUGGCCCACAAUGAUUUGGGCAGCACGGCCUCUGACUGGAUCAGCUUCAUCACCCAAAAAGAAUUGCCCCAGUACCGUGCCCCUUUCUCGGUGGACAGCAAUCUAUCCGUGGUAUGUGUGGACUGGAGUGGCUCCUUCCUGCUGAACGGGCGGCUGAAGGAGUUCGUCUUGACCGACGGAGGGCAGCGCGUGUACAGCGGCCUCGACACCACCCUCUACAUCCCAAAGACCGCGGACAGAACUUUCUUUUUCCAGGUCAUCUGCACUACAGAUGAAGGAAGUGUUAAGACACCUUUGAUUCAAUAUGAUACCAGCACUGGAUUUGGCCUGGUGCUGACAACUCCUGGAGAAAAGAAAGGAUCAGGGAACAAAAGCACGGAGUUCUACAGCGAGUUAUGGUUCAUAGUGUUAAUGGCAAUUCUGGGCUUGAUCUUGUUGGCCAUUUUUCUGUCCCUGAUACUACAGAGAAAAAUCCUCAAGGAACCAUAUAUAAGAGAGAGGCCUCCUUUAGUGCCUCUUCCAAAGCGGAUGUCUCCAUUGAAUGUAUACCCACCGGGGGAAACCCAUAUGGGCUUAGCUGAUACCAAAAUCCCCCGGUCUGGGACACCUGUGAGUAUUAGGAGCAACCGGAGCCUGUCUGUACUGCGCAUCCCAAGUCAGAGCCAAGUUAGCCAGACCUAUUCCCAAGGCGCUCUCCACCGCAGUGUCAGUCAGCUCAUAGACAUUCAAGACAAGAAGGUCUUGAUUGACGACUCGCUGUGGGAAACCAUCAUGGGCCAUGAUAGCGGACUGUAUGUGGAUGAAGAGGACCUGAUGAAUGCCAUCAAGGGUUUCAGCUCUAUGACUAAGGAACACACCACAUUCACCGACACCCACCUGUAAAGGAUGGAAACCUGUAAGAUAUAAAGCUGGAUGAGGGCUCCACACCCCAUCCCCACUGGGUUAUCACACAUCAUAAAUGCUAAAAAGCCAUUGCUUGUUAUCCUAUAAUCCUUGAAAGAAAUAAGGAGUGUUUUUGAAAUUGUUCCUAAUAGAGGUCUAAGAACUAUUAUUUUUCUGGCUGUCUGAAAUGUGGGGUUUCUGAAAUUUUAUGUCCGUAUGAAAAUACUUAUUUUGCUCUCCUUAUUUUAUGGAAGCUAAAUAAGCAUAUAACUUUUACUUGGCUCAUCUGGCAGUGACGCCAUUGUUUAAAUGAAUAAUCAGUGGCAAUUUCGAGUUGGCCCACAGUUGCUACCGGUAAAUGAAGUUACUAAUUUAAAAACUAAGGAUCCUUCUGAGGGGAUGUCAUUGCUGCUUCUUUGAGCAGCACAGCACUGCUUCUGCUUUCAUUCCCCUAUUUCCAUGAAAGUUGACAUGAUCCUGUGAGGAACAGUUCUAAUAAUAGCUGCAAAAUCAAGUCCCAAUUUCAGAUCAAGCUGAAACACGUAAGAGAAGAACAAACUCUGCAUUGAGGCUACACGUUUGGCUGUAGGUUCUAUUUGAUUACAAUGUUUAGGGAUAAAUAUUUACCAAACCACAUAAACUUGUAAAUCAAUGUCCGUUCUUACAUUUAUGAAUCUUUUAAAAAACUAAGGAAUUAAACAGCUAAUUUAUAGAUUUCAAGGAGAAAAAUGAAGGGGUUUGAUAGAUAUUUUACAUAGUUUUGAAACUCCAAUCAGUACUUUACAUAAAAUUCUCUCAAUUCACUGAAUACCCAGGAAUAUUGAUAUCUUCAACUUGGCACAUUUCACAUGGAAACUACUGUUAUAUUUGCAUUUUUUAACUAGCCUACGUGAAAUUAAAAAAGGAAAAAUUUUGUGUUCCUUCCAGCCUUGAAAUUAUAAAAUUAACAUUUAUAUGUAAAUGCAGGAUUACAUAUAUGAAUAUAUAUCAUAUAUCUGUACUAUAUCCCUUCAUUUCAGAGAACUGCUAGAAUCACUAAGCGCAGAUGAUAUUUAACAGUACCAAUUUCCAUGGGUCAAAAGUUUUUGCUGUUUACUCUAUUUGGAUUAUAAAGCUGUUGGUGAGUCCUACAUCAAGAAGCAUUUUUUUCCCCAAGUCAACAUAAAAUGAAACGUAUUUAAGUUUGUGCUUUGCGGAAAACGAUGGACAAAAACCCCUUCUUCAUUCCUAAAGGUCUUAAUGACUCCAGGAAGUUAUUUUGAAUAUGUAUGUCUAAAACACAACUGUCGGACAUAUUUUGUGAAUUACAUUCAGAAAUAGGUGGAUUUCCCCAAAGCUGAGAUGGCAAAAACUUGUAAAACAAGGAAUAACCUUACUUAGUCUGCCUGAAAAUGAUGAAUUACCCUAAAUGUCCAACAGUCAAAGAUCAUGAACUUUGGGGGUACUGAGACUAUCCACAUCUGCAGAAGAGCAGCUCCUCAGAAUGACCAACUCCUGGACAAGCCUUGCCAACCUUAAGUGUCAACAGCACAGACCAGUAUUAAGCAGAAGUUCUGCCCCCUUGUUAGAAAUGCGACAAGCAAACGAAUCUGAAAUAAUUGUGCACAUUUGGCAGUGGAUGUUCAAAUUAUAUUUUUUCCUCGCCAAAAGUUUUAUACUUUCUGAAAUGGAAACAGGAUUGGCUAAUUUCGUUUACAGGUUUUAAUUCCCACUUGCUGAUUCAGUCUUAGCUAUUUAGAGCUGGCACAGAUGAGCCUUGACCAACCAAGGCUGAGUUUCUGAUGCAUGUGAGCUACUUAAGGUAUAUACAGAAAAGUGUUCCUUCCCAGUCCUGUGCUUGCAUCCUUAUCCUUGGUCUACUCCUCUGCAAAUAUGAUUGGCUAGUCAUGGGUGGAUUCAGGAGAAUGAGCACAUCCUCACUGUUGAAAAAUUAACUAGACACUAUUAUCACAUUCUAAAGCUUCAAAGGAACAUAAAAAGAAAAUUGCAGGGGGUUUUAUCUUAAGUUUUUCUCUACUUAAUCACCUGUUUAGACAUCUGGUUAUCACAUGAAUUCGUUUAGCUGAAUCAUUUACAUUUUGAUCCCAUGGCUCAGAGUGGACAGAAGCCUGCACAGCUUCCACCCACAACACCACCCUUGUAACACUCUGAACUCUACUUGUAUUUACUUCAGAGAAGCCCAAGAUGUUGUCUUGCUACUUUAAGUGGUAAUGUGUGCCAAGCCCCUGUUCAACAGUUGGACUCACCCCUGGAGAUUCUGAUUCAAUUGGUCUCGGGUGGUGCUGAGGCAUCAGUACCUUUAAAAGCUUCCAGAUAUUCCUAAUGUUGAGAACCAGUUAUGUAAAGAACCUGGAAAAAUACAUGCUGUGCACAGGGACUCCAGUACUGGCCCACUUCUCCUUUACAGAGACUACAACAGGUGGCUCUCUCUAAAUCUGACUCAUGUCCCCUCACUUGAAGAGGCCACAUACUCAGCUUAAAUUUUAAGAACUGCUUUGUUAUGCCUGAUAUUAACUGUUUGAUAAGAGUACACACCUAUGCUUUUAUAAGCUCUACCAAGAAUUGUAUUUAUAGAUGACCUAUUGCCAUUUCUACUAAAUGGAAAACCUAAAUAUGAAUCUGUUAUGGUACCUUAUGCUGAUCUAAAAACCAUGUUGGCAUCAAUAUAAUUCAAUCUGAACAACCUGUAAAUAAAACAUAGGCCAGGUGGAAUAAUUCAGUGAGAAGGAAUUAAUUAUGUCACACAUGAAUAGUUUAUUUCCAAUGCACAAAUAUCAUGUAAAUUAAUCUAAAGAUGGUUUGCUUAAUAAAUAUUUAAAUGUGAGCCGUCUGAUUUAAUAUAUUUAUGAAAAAAUACUAACAGCUCUGAAUUGUAUUUACAGUUUACACAUAAAUGAUAAAGGUGAGCCCAUUUAAGAAAAGAGGAUGUUCUGAAUAAUCUCUCAACCACUGAUGAAUUAGAUGAACGUCAGAAUCAACUCUUAACACUUUUUUUCAAAACAUGAGUCCCGACCACCAGAGAUUCAUAUUUAGCAGGUAACCUCAGGUGACUCUGAUAUAGAAGCCUGGAUGAGAAAGCCAGGAAAAGACCAUAGGCUACUGAAACAGAUGUGGGUUCACAAGAUGGCUCAGGAGCUAAGGAGCCUUAUGGUGAAAUUAUUUAUCCUCAGUGGGUCUUGGUGAUCUCAUUUUGAAUGAGGAUAACAAUACUUAUCCUAGUGAUAUGAAAAUACUUGAGUGUUGUUUUGAAGUAAUUUCAGAAUUCCUGGAAAAACUUUUCAUCAUGAGAAUUAUAAUUCCGUUGUUUUUCAUCAAUCACACGAAGUAUAUACAUAUUUCAUUUUUUUCUCAAUGUAUUUGUUUUUUGAAGUUUUUCCUUGUAGUUGAUUUCUAAUCUCAUAGUGUUGUCAGAAAAGAUACUUAUGAUUUCAAUUUUCUUAAAUUUACCGAGGCUUGCUUUGUGGCCCAGCAUGUGA
Messenger RNA from Globicephala melas (long-finned pilot whale), 19001 nucleotides. It is a transcript of the gene USH2A, whose product is annotated as usherin. NCBI's taxonomy places the organism in Eukaryota, Metazoa, Chordata, Mammalia, Artiodactyla, Delphinidae. Gene Ontology annotation, molecular function: protein binding. The record is from RefSeq and is a predicted model, not a curated record.